This is a messenger RNA of Lingula anatina, 4366 nucleotides long. RefSeq names its product beta-1-syntrophin. Gene Ontology annotation, molecular function: structural molecule activity; protein binding. Lineage: Eukaryota; Metazoa; Brachiopoda; Lingulata; Lingulida; Lingulidae. The record is from RefSeq and is a predicted model, not a curated record. Gene Ontology annotation, cellular component: dystrophin-associated glycoprotein complex; intracellular anatomical structure.
GUACGUCAUGACAGGUGUUUGGGGACGAGGCAAGAUGGCGUCAGGGGCUGGCAGGAGUGGACUGCUGGAGGUGUAUAUUCGCCAACAGUGGUGUAAAGUGCUCGUAACUCUCAACGAGGAUUCCCUGAUCCUUAGCUUGGAUGAAAAUACCGAGAAUGCCGGACUGAGCAAUGGCACGAACGACUCCUCGGCGUCGAAGAAAGGGCAGGCAGCCAGCGCCGCAAAUUCUGUGAAUACCUCUCCCCCCGAUCAGUUACCAGAGAGCAUAGCCGGCCAGAAGCGUUUUGUUCGCAUCGUCAAAGAAGAACAGAAUGGCUUGGGGAUCAGCAUUAAAGGGGGGAAAGAGAACAAAAUGCCUAUACUUAUCAGUAAAAUAUUUAAAGGUCUUGCCGCAGAUAAGACGGAGGCCUUGUACGUCGGGGACGCGAUUCUGUCGGUGAACGCGGAGGACCUGCGCGAAGCCACCCACGACGAAGCUGUUCGGUCCCUGAAGAGAGCAGGCAAGGUGGUGGAGUUGGAGGUGAAAUACCUUAGAGAAGUGACCCCAUAUUUCCGCAAAGCCACAGGUCUCAACGAUCUAGGAUGGGGACAACAUACGAAUAUUGGUGCAGGAGACACAUCACCAAUUAAAGAAAACCACCCUCAGUCUCCAUGGAAAGAGAAAAAGACAAUUCCUUUAAAAAUGUGCUACUUGUGUAGAAAUCUGACUAUGCCCGAUGCUGAUAACAGAACAUUAGAAAUGCAUUCCCCGGACGGGAAGAGUUCGUGUAUCAUACGUGCGGAGGAUGCAAGUAGUGCUGAUAGCUGGUACAAUGCAAUACAUACCAAUGCAGCACUGUUGACAAUACAGACUAUAGCAGAGGUUAACAAGCUGCUAAGCACAGGACCUAAUGUCCAGCAAGUCAAGCACAUGGGCUGGCUAGCUGAACAGGUCCACAAUGAGCAAGGAAAUCCCACCUGGAAACCAGUAUUCAUGGCUGUGACUGCCACAGACUUUCUGCUCUUUGACACGGCCCCUUGGAGUAAAGAGGAGUGGGCCACGCCAGCACAGACACACCCACUUAUAUGUACUAGGUUGGUCCAUUCUGGGAAACAGAUAUCUCCGCUUGGUGGCAACGCAAUUCUUACAUUUGGUACCAGGACGGGGUCUAAGCAGGGAGUGGAGGCCCACAUGUUUCGCGUGGAGUCGCAGCGGGACCUGUCACAGUGGUCGCGAACGGUUGUGCAAGGGGCGCAUGCUGCUGCUGCACAUGUGAAAGAGGUGAAUGUUGCCGUGGUUUGGCAGAGACAGGAAUGCAAGCUGAACAUGCAUUACGACUCCGGGUUCAUGUUAUACUCGGCCAACACAGAGAACGACAGCAACAAACCCAACCUUCUGUGGCAUCAACCGUUUGAGAAGCUGCGCAUGUCCGCAGAUGAUGGUCAUCGCUUGUUGUGGUUGGACUUUGGAGAUGGAGGUGAACAGGAGCUGGAUCUACAGAGCUGUCCCAAACCUUUGGUUUUUAUCCUUCACACAUUCUUGUCUUCAAAAGUCAGUAGACUGGGCCUGGUGGCAUAACCUGGUGGUGUAACCCUGGCAACAGUCACCAAGCAACAUGGCUGUAGUUAUGGCAAUCCUUGUUUCUAUACUCUUAGUAGACUAGUGAAAAGGAAUGAAUAUUUUCUUUGAAGAAAUCUUGUCUCAGUCGACACUUUAUCACAAUAUCAGUCUAUUUAUGUGAUGGGGGUCAAGGUCAUACUAAGGUCAAGGUCAGUUUCAACCACACCUUAGUGCCGAAACUGUUUAUUAAAGGGAUUGUGGUUGAAAAUCAGCAACAACAUCCAAAGAAGGGCUUAUUUUAAAACAAAAUAGGACCCUGAUUAUGAAGAAUUUCUAAAAGCCUAUAGGUUUUAAUGCAGACUAUCUAGUCUUGUACAACUCAGUCAUACCAUAUAUGUUACAAUUGUGAAAGUGGUACAUAAGUGGUAUAUAAAAUGUAUGUAGUUUGUGGUCUUUCUGCAAACAUUAUUUUGCUGUCAGAGGAACUGUUUUAAUAUAAUCAUGUAUACAUAUGAAUUUUACAGUAGAUGAGAGAAAAAGAUUAUGUAUGCCAUUUGCUGCAAAGAAAAUAAAAUAUCUUUGUAGAAUCAUUGCCAAAGUUUGUGGGGAUCCUGCUGAAAUGGUUACCAUGGUUACAACACUGGAAACCGCCAAGCCAAACUCAGCUGCACAGUGAUGCAAAUAAAAAAACUUGUAAAUAGUAGACAAAGUGAUGGUCAGUUUUCAUGAUUAUCUCACUUGCAGAGAGACUGGUUGUUGGGCUAACCUGGCUGGUUGCUAUGGUAACUAGCUGAAAGCAACAGUCCAAAUAUGGUCAUCACUUAAUUUUUAGCUGGUUUAGAUUGUUGUUUUGCAGUGUCAUCAUAAUAUAGGUCAUUGAUACAGAUGGUGUUUAGCAAUAAUUUGCUACACAAAUAAUGAUAUGCUUCGAGUUCCCACCAAAUUUAUGUGUAGCAAUUUAUUUUUUCAUUUUUUUUUCACUUUGAGUAGUUUGUCAGUGGUAAAUUUGCAGCGGAUUUAUAGAUAAAAUUUCUUUUUAAGAUAAAGAUAAGUUUACAUCACGACAGUGUAUUUAUUUAUUUUCAAAUAACCCCAGGGGCAAUUACGAAGUAUGUUUUAGUACCAGUGAAACUGUUUUUACACUUCGUGUAGUAAACAUAUGGGACUAGUCCAUCAACACGUGUCAGUUCGCCAAAUAAGGCACCUCAGUGUUAGAGUUUCAAGAAGUAUUUAACAGUAUUAUUUAUGGAAUAUUUUAGAUAGAUUUGGUGCAAUAACUUGCAGACUAUUCAUGCAGGAAAGUGAGGUCAUCAAAGCAAAUGUGAAACUUGCGUUAAGUGUCAGUCCUCAUGCCUGUAAAAUAGCGAGUAAAGAAUUGAUGAUAAUUUCACGAAUUAUUAAUUGUUACAUGAAAGUGAUUAUGAACAGAUUUAUCCUCUUGUUCUUGUAUGCAUAAAAACACAGAAUUACAGUUGAUAAGGGAGAGAUUUAAGGUCAAAUGUUUUAGAAAAAUUUUAAAUCAUGAUAUGCCAUUACCAGAGCAAUGUGAAAUGUUAGCAUUAGAUUUCAUUCAUUUAUAGUGGUGGAAAUUGGGAUAUUUGGUGAGGGAGGCAUUUUCUGUCCAUUUUGUCAGUUGUUAGUACAAUCGAGGGGUUAUUAUACAAUCAUGAAGUAAUAUUGAUCAAUAUGUAGUCCACUCAGUAUUUUUUUUUUAUGUCAAGACCAUAUCAAUUCAUUUGGGUUCAUUCUUCCCAUCUUUUUUUUUUCUAAGGAAAAGGGUAAUCCCCAAUAUAUACAGUGAAAAAAACUUGCAGUGAAUUAUUUAGCAUGUCAUGAGAUACACUUUAAACUGUUGUAGAAAGUCACAUACUGGUAUUAUUUUAUUUAUUCAUUUUAAUGACAUAUGGUAUUGUUAACAGGGGACAGUCGUUAAUGCCCAGAUAUUACUCACAAUACAUGGAUGGCAUUUUCUCUCCUUUUUUUAAAUAGAAAAGGGAGCUGAAAAUGCAAUGUUUAGAAUGGGGUUAUGUCCAGAUUGAUUAUGGGAGAGGUCCAGAUUUUCAUUUAAUCAGCUUCCUCUCUUCUCAUCCUUCACUAUUACUCAAUGGUUAAUGUGAUACAAGCGGUUGUUGCAAAGUCCUGCCCUUAAGCAAAAGUUCAACUAAUAAAUUCAUUUAUAAUUAAAAUCCACUCCUAUUCGACCUUACCAAGGUGGUUGUCUUUUUUAUUUUAUUUUUUCUUUCUGGUUUAAUUUUAUGUAAAUGUAAACUUUAUUAAUAAAGGCAGCACAUACAAAUUAUGUUUACUCAAAUAAGAUACAAGCAUAAAUUAGGAUUUUUAAUUUACAUUUAAGUGUAGUUAUAAUAUUAUUGAUUUAUGUAUAAAAUGGGCAAGGGAUAAUAGAAGUGAAUCAGAUAUUUGUUUUAAUGUAAUUAUAUUUUAGUAUAUCUUUUAAAUUCAGAAAUGCACUAAGAACACAGUGGAGGUCAAGGCUUGCAAAUCAGCACAAAACUUACUGAAAGUUUAAAAAAAAACAAACUACUAUAAGAUAUUUCAAGGGAACUUGGACCAUAAUUUUUCAUUUGAACUGGUCGAACCUUGCAUUUGACACAUUUUGUUGAUUUCUUUAUAAUUUAAAUGUUUGUACUAUUUUAUAGAUAAGGAUUUAGUAUUUAUGUUAUCACGUCUCUGCCAUUAGGCAUCCACCAGUGAUUUUAUCAUUAUGAAAAUCUUUCAAUGCCUGCAUGUUAUAAAUGAAACAAAAUGUACAGAGGCCCCCGUCCUGGACACUUUUGGUCUAAUAAAGUUAUUAUCAAUGGUAUUACA